AUGAGCAUAUUUAUUAUACCCCGGUCGGGCACGUACUACGGCCACUUCGAGUUUGCCGUGGUGAAGUCUGGGAGGCAGCGGUCAAAGCUUAAGGUGACGGUUGCCGAUGAGCAGCACACACGCCCUGUGUACGUGACGAAGGGCACAUGGCCCUCCGGGAACAGACUCGCGUUGCCGCCAGGUAACUACCGUGUUCGGGUGGAAUUGCUGCUUCCGCGCCUUGACGGCUCGUCCCUUUUGCUUGAUGCCCUUGAGCGGAACUACUACGUCGUUAAGCAGCGGGACAUUGGGCCAGCGUCCGCCACGCCCUUGUUAGUGCGGCCCCUGCGGGAGGAGUUCGCGCUGCGUGACGGCCAUGCGCAGCAUCUUGGCACGCUGCUGACCGCUGCAACACCUUUUUCCGCCGAUCAAGUGAACGGAUGCGAGGUAGCAACACCGUUUGUUUCCUUUGCACCUUCUCACAGGAGCACGCCAAAUCACGACGAUCGCUCCUACUCGUUGCCAAAUUUUUUGGAGAGGGAUAUUGCUGCCGAGGGGGAAUGCGGCAAACACAUAGACGCCGCCGUGGAGGUGAAUCGUGGUUCUUCUCUCAACAACAACAGUAGCAACAGUGCUGAGCAGGCUGAUGUGCACGCACGUGAUCCUGCGUCAGCAGAGGUGCUCUUGGCAUUCUCUCAACGCUUAUCAAGGCGGGCGACACCGUUCUCGAUGCCGAUCUAUUCGCAUUUGGAUAGUGAUACGGCAGCACAGCUGUCUCACCCGCACUUUGCACGAGAACCAAUGCGGGCACCAUCGCAUGAGUACCAACAGUCGGGGGAAACUGGCGGAGGCACAAAAGCGGCGCUCCCCAGAAAUGGUGUCACUUCGAAUUUCACACCGUCCUCUGCCAUGCCGUGUAUCUGGGAAUUGCCCCCAACUCCAGAAAGGGGGGCUGGUCUGAAUGCCGAAGUUAGCAGUCUUGACCAGGCGUCUGAAGUUUUGACUGAGGGGCAACAGGAUCGGGACAACGCACCAAUGCAUGUGUUGUACAGUCGGUCUGUAGAGCCAUCUCGUGAUGUUUUACGGCCGCAGACGUUGCGGGCGUUCUCCGUACGGUCGUCUGAAGCAGGUAUGCCAGGACAACUCCCACGCGAUGAUUUUGUGGAGUGUUCCGCCGAGGGAAUUAGUGUGGAAUCAUGUCAUAAUUAUUCUACCCAGUCGACUCGUGCGUCUGGGUCUCUCCGACUUCCAUAUGGAGCGGCAAUGCCGUUUCUGAAUGAAGCUGUUGGGAUUUGUUCGCUAAAUGGGAGGCAUCCGGAGUCUCCUGCAUGCCUGAGCACCCCAUUGGCGAAGCCGUCAAGCAAUCUCACGGCGGGUGGUAGUUGUGACAUCAACACCCCUGCGUCUUCUUGGGGCCCGAUGCCCGCCGUCUUGCACCGUGAUCCUACCCCUGCCGAGGCGCCUGAGGUGUUCUCCACCCCGCGAGAGCGCCUGCCCUCUAAGGGUGAGUAUUCAAAUAACUCUGCGCUUCCAACUUCAAUGCUAUCCUCCACGAUUGAAAAGGAAGAGGAGGCCUCUCCUAUGAGUGUUGCUGGUAGCAAUCAUUGGAGGUCGUUUGAUCGGAGCAGCACACAACUGACGAGCCCGCGUCUGUCUUCUUGCAAAUACGGCCCUAUGUUUGUUGUGCCGCCCCCUGACGUGAUUGACGUGCACAUUCCUUUCUCCUUUGCACUCGCCUUUGGUGUCCCCAACGCCAGACCCGUGUCAAAAUCCAUUUUUUUGAAUGUGCUGGUUGAAGAGGAGACGGAAACUGGAGUCAAGCCACCAGAGCCCAUGAUUUGUGUGGUACCUUCUGCGUUGGCAGAGGUGCCGACAAUUGCAAAGGGAAUAUCCAGUGCUUGGGUGUGUUCACCUUCUAUACGUGCUGAUGAAAGGCGUGGCGUAAUAGAGUUGCUGGGUGGUGCAGUAGGUGAGCCGCGCAACGGUAUGAUCAUCUCAACUGUGUGCGUGGGCCCUUCGUGGAAUGGACUUACACUCUCUGGCAUUCAGUUCGUCCUGGACACCUUUGACGAGGGAGCCAAUGCGUGGCAGUUUUUCGUGAGCUUUAGAGAAAUCGAGAGCAUUGACGAUGAGGUUGAGAAUGAGAAUGGGGACGGGACGCUGGGAGAGGACGGAGAAAGCAGUGCCAUCAUACAUGAAAAGAACAUGCAUAUGUCAAACGUGGAUGAGCGCGCACUUGGUGCGGAGGUGUUGUACAAUUCACUGCCCUACAUCCGCUGCUUCAAGAACGAAAACGGCGCGGUGAUGCUCGAAGUGCACCGCAAGAGCGCUGUUGUUGCAUGCGACCCCGUCCAGAAAAACUCGAGGAUUGCUAUGUACUUCGGCACAGCCACAACAAAAACUGGCGUGGAGCAGCAACCAUACAUCUCCGUUCUUGUGGAUUAUCGUACUGUGUUCUUUUCUUCGGUUCGUGAUGAGAAAAUCCCCGAGGUACUUCAUACCAUCAUGAUGAGCAGCGUUGAGUCGAUGCAUAAGACUGGACGGGUCGCUUUUGUGCGGCUGCGCGAGGUGGAGUUCCUGUCUCAGCAGCACAGACUUGUGGCAUUCGCCGAUGAGGUCAUUCUGAAUAACGAAAAAGCGAGCCGAUUUGAGAGUAGUGGGCGGCAAAAGCAGACGUGUGGUGACGGAAGGCAGGGAACCCUCGCUGCGUGGGUGGCUGGGGAGAACCCUGGACUUCAAGCGCNAGCCGAUUUGAGAGUAGUGGGCGGCAAAAGCAGACGUGUGGUGACGGAAGGCAGGGAACCCUCGCUGCGUGGGUGGCUGGGGAGAACCCUGGACUUCAAGCGCGGCGGCGCGUUGCUUUUCACUAAUGUACCGUUUCUUUGGGGCUGGAGGAACGCGUCGCGAACAGGCAGAGUGCCUAUGGAGGCAAUGAAUGGUAAACUGCGGUUAAGCAGGCAUGCCGUUUAG
This is a messenger RNA of Trypanosoma grayi, 2949 nucleotides long. RefSeq lists its product as hypothetical. Bases 1 to 2949 code for a protein of 982 amino acids. The record is from RefSeq and is a predicted model, not a curated record. The transcript has a single exon. NCBI's taxonomy places the organism in Eukaryota, Euglenozoa, Kinetoplastea, Trypanosomatida, Trypanosomatidae.